Molecule: messenger RNA, 1293 nt
Organism: Seminavis robusta
Lineage: Eukaryota; Bacillariophyta; Bacillariophyceae; Naviculales; Naviculaceae
Source: the annotation of a GenBank genome assembly
AUGUUAUACAGAUCAUGUUUGCUCCUUUCGAUUGCGCUGAUAGCAGCCCUCCCAAGCUCGGUUCUGGGCUCUGCAGUGGCUCCAGUACCUGCCACAACACCAGUGGCAGCAGCAUCCAGGGGCAAUCCAGUUGUAGCUGUGGUAGGCUAUGUGAAAGAUUCCGUUGUGAGGACAAUUGAUGGGUGUGGGAUGUUAUGGAAGAAUCACCAACGCUGCAAUCAGAUUCGAUCCAAACAACGAGAUCACCGCGACAAACUCCAAAAGAAGUGGGAAUUGGAAGGACGAAUGACUCGAGAAGAAGUCAAACAGAGACUCAAGUCCAUCAAUGGAGGAAUUUCCUAUGAUGAAUACGCGUUUUUGACCAAGGGAAAGGACGAUCGGGCCAAACUGAUGCAAAUUAUGUUCCUCAUGUGGGGAGCCCCCAGGUUUCUCCCCUACAUGCUCAUGUUUUCUCCCGAUAUGCUACCUUCCCCAUUUUCACCAAUGGCAGGCGAUGGCAAUGCCAGAGAAAGUGGACUGGAAAAGUUAUCCAGAGAACGAUCUCAUGCUGUCCUGCAGACAUUGCUCAAUAUGGAACGAGAAGCCAAAAAAGUACCCGCAUUGUCAAAACUAAAUAUAUUUGGGAAGAAAGCCCAGGAACAGCGAAUGGAUUCCAUGCAAAUGAUGGGAUUACUCACUGCCAAAAUCAUGUCAACACCAGGAGCCAAUGGAUCCAGUGGUGCACAGGUCUUUUUGAACAAUCUGAGUCAAUAUCUAUACAGAGAUAUUGAGUUUACUAGAGGAGAGCAACGCCUGAUAGAUGCUCCCAAGUCGAUUAUCAAGGGAGUUAUCCUGGCAGUCGAAGGUCCUAGUCCUGUCAACGGUUUUCUUCCACAUUUUAUGGCACGGGGAAAGGUUGUAGCUCAUUUGCAGAAGAUCGAAGAGGGAGAUUCCUUCUUGGUCCAGGAAGGAAUUGAUUUGGCAAGCUUGGACUCGACACAUCUAGCGGAAGCUUGCGGUCAACGGUUCAUUGGCGGACCCGAUCGAACGGAUGAGGAACUACGGGAAUCCCUGGAAGAAUGGUUGAAACUGGCAGUGACUCAACCAUCCGAAAAGUUACAAGAGAGCGGGCAACUCUUCUACAAUGCCAACCUGGCGAGACUCUCGUUGCUGUGCUAUCAUGCUAUGGACGGAACCAGGGAUAGUCGAUCUGCUUCGUAUUUGCCUCGCAUUCUGUUUCAGGGACAGAUACUGCAAACGCCUGGGCUGAUAGAAGGUACUCGUGGCGGAGGCGAAACUGCCAAGUCGAAAUGA